CUCUCAACUGCUCGUGGGGUUUCUGUCAUCUUACUGGAGGGGAGCAAACUCUUUGGAGAAUAACACUUUACUGCAGCCAUGCCUGAACCUGUCCCAGAACCUGUCCCAGAACCUGUCCCAGAACCUGUCCCAGAACCUGCUAAAAAGGAGGAAAAUGAAGUGCCGGCCCCAGCUCCAGCCCCACUCCCGGAAGAACCAAAUAAAGAGAAGGAAGCCGGAACUGCACCAGCAAAAGAUGAAGAGGAAGCCUCCCCGUCUUUUGUCCUGCCUCCAGGUUUGGGUAGUCGGGCCCUGGAGAGAAAAGAUUCAGAAUGGUCUCUUGGAGAAUCACCUGCCACAGAGGAUCAUGACAAGCAGGAUGCCAAUUCUCAGCUGUCCAUCCUGUUCGUGGAAAAGCCUCAAACAGGAACAGUGAAAGUUGGUGAAAAUAUCACCUUUAUAGCCAAGGUCAAGGCUGAAGAUCUCCUUAGAAAACCCACUGUCAAAUGGUUUAAAGGGAAAUGGAUGGACCUGGCCAGCAAAGCUGGGAAGCACCUCCAGCUGAAGGAAACCUUCGAAAGGCACACUCGGAUAUACACAUUCGAGAUGCAGAUCAUCAAGGCCAAAGAGAACUACGCAGGAAACUACAGAUGUGAAGUCAGCUAUAAGGAUAAGUUUGACAGCUGUUCCUUCGAUCUUGAAGUGCGCGAAUCUACCGGGAGUACUCCAAACAUUGACAUCAGAUCUGCUUUCAAGAGAAGUGGAGAAGGUCAAGAGGAUGCAGGGGAACUUGACUUUAGUGGUCUCCUGAAACGUAGGGAGGUGAAGCAGCAGCAGGACGAGGAACCCGAGAUAGACGUGUGGGAGCUGCUGAAGAAUGCGAACCCCAACGAGUACGAGAAGAUCGCCUUCCAGUACGGCAUCACCGACCUGCGCGGGAUGCUCAAGCGGCUCAAGCGCAUGCGCAGGGUGGAGAAGAAGAGCGCAGCUUUUGCAAAAAUUCUUGAUCCUGCAUAUCAGGUUGAUAAAGGAGGCAGGGUAAGGUUUGUUGUGGAAUUGGCAGAUCCAAAGUUGGAGGUGAAAUGGUAUAAAAAUGGUCAAGAAAUUCGACCCAGUACAAAAUACAUCUUUGAACAUAAAGGAUGUGAAAGAAUUAUGUUUAUCAAUAACUGUGGGCUAACAGAUGAUUCGGAGUAUUAUGUGACGGCUGGCGAUGAGAAAUGUUCCACAGAGCUCUUUGUGAGAGAGCCUCCAAUUAUGGUGACCAAGCAGCUGGAAGAUACAAAUGCUUACUGUGGGGAGAGAGUGGAAUUAGAAUGUGAGGUGUCUGAAGAUGAUGCAAAUGUAAAAUGGUUUAAGAAUGGUGAAGAGAUCAUCCCUGGUCCAAAAUCAAGAUACAAAGUUAAAAUUGAGGGCAAAAAACACACUUUGAUCAUAGAAGGAGCAACCAAGGCUGAUAGUGCAGAAUAUUCUGCAAUGACAACAGGAGGACAAUCAUCCGCUAAACUUAGCGUUGGCUUGAAGCCUCUGAAGAUAUUGACACCUCUAGCUGAUCAGACUGCAAAACUUGGAAAAGAAAUCUGCUUGAAGUGUGAAGUCUCUGAAAACAUUACAGGAAAAUGGACUAAAAAUGGGCUACCUGUUCAGGAGAGUGACCGCGUAAAGGUUGUACACAAAGGAAGAAUCCACAAAUUAGUGAUAGACAAUGCUCUCAUUGAGGAUGAAGGGGAUUAUGUAUUCACACCAGAUGACUACCCUGAUACUAUGUCUGCCAAAGUUCAUGUGAUUGAUCCUCCUAAAAUCAACCUGGAUGGUCUUGAUGCUGACAACACAGUAACAGUAAUUGCAGGGAACAAGCUUCGUCUUGAGAUUCCCAUCAGUGGAGAACCUCCUCCUAAAGUUAUUUGGAGCCGAGCAGAUAAGGCCAUCAUGGAGAGUGGCCGGAUAAGGGCAGAAUCUUACCCUGACAGCAGCACUCUGGUUAUUGAUGUCGCUGAAAGAGAUGAUUCUGGUGUUUACAACAUAAAUCUGAAAAACGAAGCUGGAGAAGCACAUGCCAGCAUCAAGAUUAAAGUUGUGGACAUCCCUGAUCCUCCAGUGGCACCGAAUGUGACAGAUGUGGGAGACGAUUGGUGCAUCAUGAACUGGGAGCCUCCUGCCUACGAUGGAGGGUCCCCAAUCUUAGGAUACUUUAUUGAGAGGAAAAAAAAGCAAAGCUCCAGGUGGAUGAGGCUGAACUUUGAGCUCUGCAAAGAAACAACUUUUGAGCCCAAAAAAAUGAUUGAAGGCGUGGCCUACGAGGUCCGUAUCUUUGCCGUCAAUGCCAUCGGCAUCUCCAAGCCCAGUAUGCCCUCCAAGCCAUUCGUUCCUUUGGCUGUAACCAGCCCCCCUACACUUCUGGCUGUUGACAAUGUAACUGACACCACUGUCACAAUGAAGUGGCGGCCCCCAGAUCAGAUCGGUGCCGCAGGUUUAGAUGGCUAUGUGCUAGAGUAUUGCCUUGAAGGAAGUUUAAAAAGUACAUCAGCAAAACAGUCUGAUGAAAAUGGGGAGGCUGCAUAUGAUCUGUCGUCAGCUGAGGACUGGAUAGUUGCAAACACAGAUCUGAUCGACAAGACCAAGUUCACCAUCACGGGCCUGCCCACGGAUGCGAAGAUCUUUGUGCGUGUGAAGGCUGUGAACGCAGCCGGUGCCAGCGAGCCCAAGUACUACUCGCAGCCCAUCCUCGUGAAGGAAAUCAUAGAGCCUCCAAAAAUUCGCAUCCCACGGCACCUGAAGCAAACCUACAUCCGCAGAGUUGGAGAAGCUGUCAACCUGGUUAUACCUUUCCAGGGAAAACCAAGACCAGAAUUAACUUGGAAGAAGGAUGGUGCCGAAAUUGAUAAAAAUCAAAUCAACAUUCGCAACUCUGAGACUGACACGAUCAUAUUUAUCAGAAAAGCGGAGAGGAGCCACUCAGGGAAAUACGAUCUGGAAGUCAAAGUGGAGAAAUUCGUGGAAAACGCAUCGAUCGACAUCCAGAUCGUGGGAAGAUGAAAAUCAAGAGUUUCCAGAUAAGCUUAGCUAGAGUGCAUUCCACUUCUCUGAUGUUUAAGAAUGGUGCAAGAAAUGUGGGUAGAGAU
Molecule: messenger RNA, 3101 nt
Organism: Myotis lucifugus (little brown bat)
Lineage: Eukaryota; Metazoa; Chordata; Mammalia; Chiroptera; Vespertilionidae
Gene: MYBPC1
Product: myosin binding protein C, slow type
Exons: 28
Coding region: 79-3015 (978 amino acids)
Molecular function (GO): protein binding
Source: RefSeq, a predicted model, not a curated record